UGCCGCUUUAACAAGUGCACCAUGCCGUCGCUGCUGCUCAGCAACAAGUGCGAGUUUCACCGGAAUCGCCGGUCGUGUCAAUUCAAGGGCUGCCACAACCAAGUAUUUGCCCGCAACCUCUGUGUUCGUCACGGCGGCAAGCGCCUCUGCAUCCACCCUGGGUGCCCGUCGAACGCGCGGACAGCCGGUUGCUGCGCGCGCCACGGCCCCGCCACGCCCAAGCGCACAUGCAGCGAAGUGAGCUGCGAUAACAUCGCGCAUCGACUUGGGAGGUGUAUUCGCCAUGGCGGCGGCCGCCCGUGCAAGGCGCGGGCGUGCUCGACGCACGCCCGCAGCGGCGGCUACUGCUGGCGCCACCGCCCAAGUAUUGCCUCGUUGCCCGCAAGCCUCGUGUCCGAGGACCUCGAGUCGCCUCGAUGGGAAGCGCUUGACACGCUCGACGCGUCCAUUUUGGCUAGCGUCCUGGAAGCCGUACACCCGGGCUGCCUCGUCACGCCGCAGGGGACGCCCGCCACGAGCGAGACAAGCGAUUUUGUCGUGGCACUUUAG
Messenger RNA from Saprolegnia diclina VS20, 549 nucleotides. RefSeq lists its product as hypothetical. The record is from RefSeq and is a predicted model, not a curated record. The coding region runs from base 22 to 549 and encodes 175 amino acids. NCBI's taxonomy places the organism in Eukaryota, Oomycota, Saprolegniomycetes, Saprolegniales, Saprolegniaceae. The transcript has a single exon.